Messenger RNA from Drosophila arizonae, 1346 nucleotides. Its product is annotated as short-chain specific acyl-CoA dehydrogenase, mitochondrial. Gene Ontology annotation, biological process: fatty acid beta-oxidation using acyl-CoA dehydrogenase; butyrate catabolic process. Gene Ontology annotation, cellular component: mitochondrion. The record is from RefSeq and is a predicted model, not a curated record. Gene Ontology annotation, molecular function: flavin adenine dinucleotide binding; short-chain fatty acyl-CoA dehydrogenase activity. NCBI's taxonomy places the organism in Eukaryota, Metazoa, Arthropoda, Insecta, Diptera, Drosophilidae.
GUUUUCGAUUGCUCAUCGGGUUUCAGUGCGCGACGAACCUUUCCGCAAAGCAGACAGCGUGCAAAAGCUUUCUCACCAUGCAAAAGCUGUGUAGAAGCGUAUGGGCGCUUGGUCAACGAACUGCCAGAGGCGGCAACAGAGGCAUCGCUUGCCUGGCCGCCCUCUCAGAGACCCAUCAAAUCCUGCAAAAGACCUGCCGUGACUUUGCCAAUGCGGAACUGGCGCCCCAUGCGAGACGUCACGAUCGUGAGCAUCUGUACCCAGUUGAACAGGUGAGACGCCUCGGCGAACUGGGCCUCAUGUCGGUCACGGUGCAGGAGGAGUACGGUGGCACCGGUCUGGAUUACCAAGCCUAUGCAAUAGGCAUGGAGGAAGUGGCGCGUGGUGAUGCGGCCGUGUCGAUUGUGAUGGGCGUGAACAAUCUCUAUCUGGGUGCAGUGCAGCAGCAUGGCACCGAGGCGCAGAAGCAACAGUUCCUGGUACCCUACACCCAAGGUCAACACAUUGCCUUCUAUGCGCUGUCGGAGCCGGGCAGCGGCUCAGAUGCCAGCGCCGCCAGUACCACUGCAAAGCUGAAUGCUGGAGGGGUUUACCUGCUGAAUGGCACAAAGGCGUGGAUAUCAAACUCCAAGGAGGCCAGCGGUGGCAUCAUCUUUGCCACUAUUGAUAAAAGCCUCAAGCACAAGGGCAUAACAGCUUUUCUGACCGAAAAGAACGUGCCUGGCCUGGCUAUAGCGAAAAACGAGAACAAGAUGGGCAUGUGCGCCAGCUCCACGUGCCAGUUGACGCUCGACGAUGUGUGUGUGCCACAGUCUCAGGUGCUGGGAUCGCCUGGAGGCGGGUUUAGGAUUGCCAUGGAGUCCCUCGACUGCGGUCGCAUAGGCAUUGCCGCUCAGUCAACGGGAAUAGCGCAAGCGGCUCUCGAGCUGGCGCUCGACUAUGCAGAGAAGCGUGUGGCCUUCGGGCAGCGCUUGUCCCGACUGCAGAUGAUUCAACAGAAGCUGGCGGACAUGGCACUGCGCGUGGAGACGGCACGGCUGCUCACUUGGCGAGCAGCAUGGCUGAAGGAUAACGGAAUGUCUAUUACCAAAGAGGCAGCCAUGGCCAAGCUGCACGCUUCCGAGACGGCCACCUACUGCGCGCAUCAGUGCAUCCAAAUCCUGGGCGGCAUGGGAUAUACAACAGAUCUGCCAGCAGAGAUGUAUUACAGAAAUGCCCGCGUGACGGAAAUCUACGAGGGCACCUCAGAGAUACAGCGUAUUGUCAUUGCCAAUUGUGUUUUGCAAAGCAUUUCCAAUUAGUGUAAAUAAGUAAAUAAUAAAACGAAUUUUUGUUUGCGCAAUCUG